CAGCUUUGUACCGUGUGUGUGUGUGUUUCAGCGUAAAACUCGAGUGAGUCGACGGCGUCCUCCGCUUCCCACAGCGAGCCACAUCGUGGUGGAAGGCUCAGUCCGCAGAAUAAAACCCGCGUUUAUGUGGACAAGUUGGAAGUUUAGCCACACCUCGAUCCAUCGCUCCUGGUGCGCUUGUUUGUGUGCCGGCGCGUCCCGGCGGUGUAACCGGAGAGGGGCCUCACAGGGAAUGCGGGACUGCAAUGGAGCACAAUGCGAUCCAGUGGCUCGGCGCCCCCUCCUGCCAUCGGGGAAGUUUCACCUUCUACAAGUCGGUGAGCAGUAGAACUGGUCCUGACAGCCCGGUCCAAGUGUGGAAGCUCGGCGAGUUCUACUUCAUCCGCUGGAGCCCCGAGGAGUCGCCAUGUAUCGCGGAGGUGACUCUACUCUGGGAGGAGAGGACACAGCACCACCUGCUGGCCAGUGCUCGUCUCUACUACCUGCCAGAAGACACGCCGAAGGGCCGGACUCGGGAGCACGGCGAGGAUGAGGUUCUGGUGGUAGCCAGAAAAAUGGUGGUCCGGGUGGAGGACCUGGUGCGCUGGUCAUGUGGACAGCCCUCAGAGUGGAGCAGCAGUCUGAAGCUGAGGACGCCCAAAGCCGACGGAGCUGAAACCCAGUCGGCUGCGGAUGCGGGCAGCAUGGUCGGCAAGCCAUUGAAAGAAGAGCCGGGCGAACUUCGUCGGGUCAAAGUGCUCAGCUACCCGCAGUAUUGUCGGUUCAGGUCCCUCCAGAGAAGGAUCCAGGACGCAGCCAGUGGUCCGUCUCUUGAAGAUGUCCACCUCCUGGCGCUGGGUGGCCUCCGACUGCAGCCCAACACUCGGCUGAUGUACUGCAGGGAAAUGUUUCACCACCCGACACUGGAGAACAGCACCAGCUUCUCCUGGCAGUUCAGAAGUCCUUCCCUCAGCCUUCGCGGACGCCCUCGGAAAAAGACCAACCGGGACAGCCGAGAGUCUCCGAGUCAGCCGGACUCCUGGCUCGAGAGGAUGAAGGAGAACGUGAUGGGUAGCGUGGAGGUUGGUUCUGAAGGAGGCUGGCUCCCGGAUCCUGAGGAGCAGCUGUUCCUGGAUCAGCUAUUCGCCUUCAUGGAGCAUCUGGGCUCACCCAUCCACAAGGUCCCAAACCUGGGAUUUAAAAAGAUCAAUCUGUUCCUCAUGUACUCGGUGGUGAAGCGGCUCGGUGGCUACGACAGGGUGACGUCGGAACGCUUGUGGAAGGUGGUGUACAAUGAGCUGGGGGGCUGUCCCAGCAGCACCAGCGCCGCCACGUGCACCCGCCGACACUACGAAAGGUUGAUGCUUCCGUACGAGCGCCACCUGGGAACUGGCGGAAAGCUUGAGGAAAUCCCAGAAUCUUCCAUUUCCAGAAAACCCAAAGGGGUCAGAGGUCGAAAACCAUUUCCAAGGGGAAGAAAACCAGGCUCUAAACCCAAGAUUGACGCUGCUCCUUCAGUGAUCAGGAACCCAGACGGCAGUGUGGUGGUGAAGCGAGGCCGCGGGCGACCACCGGGAAAACGCAACAAGUCCUCCGGGCUGAACAAGGUGGCGCUCCCUCAGUGGGGCUUGCUCCCACCUCGGGCUAUAGCUCCGACCACGGCCCUCAGCAACCCACUCCAGGUGUCGAAGCCGUUCCAAGCUGCCAUCUUCCCCACCCACGUGCCGCUGACCCCUGACCUCUCACCGAUGGCGUCUCCUUUCCUCCCGUUCCAGACCAAAGUAGUCGAGCACAAGCCGGACCCGGCCCGGAAUGUGGCUUCGGGUGUGUUGCUCCCCACGCUGCCGUGUCAUGUGAUCAGCGGGUCUUUGGACAACUUCAGCCCUCUCAAGAGCGUGUGCCCUCUGGAUGUUCUGACCAACCGUGCCGGCCUCAAGAAGGGUCCGGCCUUGACGGCUCAAAACCCGACGCAGGACCACCUGAACAUUUACAACAUCAAGCCGACACAGGAGACCCCGCAGUCCCCCCGACACCAGACUCUGCAUCAGCCCCACCUUCUGCACCAGCAGAACAACAAGGACAGCAGGACCCGACCUCCAAUGCCCCCUCUUCGGGUCUUACCUCUGGAUCUUGACUGCAGUGUUCAGGUCCGACAGUUAAUGAGAACUCGUUUGGGUUCUUCUCAGUUCCAGACCUUCACUCGCCGACUGUCUGAAGCCCUGUCACAGGACAUGAGCCCCAAGAACCCGCCAUCUCCCAUCACUCCUCCCCCUGACCAGUCGCUGCCCCUCAACCUCAGCAAGAGAUUCCUGGGGAAGAGACCCAGCACGGACGGCCAGGGGCAGCAGACAAGCCCAACUAGCCCCACAAAUAAGAAGGUCAAGAGUGGCACCACAGAGCCGCCUGAGAGCAUCGUCUCCGGAGGAACUGGCAAAGAGGACUCCAAUGUUGUGGUGAAGGACCAGGAGGAACCAGCUGACCUCAGUUCUCCCAGCCGUAUCAGGGCCUUUCUGCUGGGUCUGCCACCGUUCCAGGUUAAACUGGAGGAAGAUCUGAAUGGAAUGAGGUUAAGUAAAUUUUUGUCUGCUGAACCUGGGCUGGCAGUGGAGAACUUGGUGAGCAAGGAGGAACUGGAAGCGAAUGAGGUUAAGGAAGAGGUGGCGGCGGGCGCUAGUGGCAACCAACAUCUGGACCAGAAGGACCCGACUUCUGUGGACUCUACAACCAUUCAGGUGGAGUUUGUCAAAGGCGACGAGGUGGAGCGGGGUAGGGAGGUUCUCCUGGAUGAGCAGACCACUGUUCUCACCCAGUCUGGUUCCCUGGUUCUGACCCAGCAGAGCUGAGGUGAACUGAGUCAAAGAAAACUAAGUGAAACACUAAAACCAUGAUGGUGAUGAUGACCACGUAGGUCUUCAACAGCACAGGAGUUCACACCAGUUUUUUGAUUGACACUCAAGAGUCGCGCCUGGUGUCACUGCUCCAGGGUCCCACGGCAGAAUGUCAAAUGUUCAACGUGUCCGUGAAGACCUGCUGUUUACUUGGUGUCAAUCAAAAGUUUGCUCUGAGCUAUGUUCUGUGGACGUUUUAUUGAGACAAACCCGAUGACAUCACGGUGGUGAUGAUGAUGCUAUGCAUCAACUGAUGGCUGAUCACAUCUGUACUGUAGUUUUUCAGCUUCAUGUUAACUUCUCUGAUCUGUGGAGAAAACUAUCGAUCAAAUAUUGUUUCGGUUCUAAGGGACUCAGUGACGUGAACCUGCCCUCCUUCUGCUUGUUAGGUCUCAUUUUCUUCCACGUUUGUGCCUUACCGAGUGCCAAACAGCCGCGUCGAGACGUUGACACGAUGAGUCCUCGAGUGCCAAACGUUUUGUGAAUUAGUGAUGCUGCUGCUUCAUCGUUCAUUUCUUUGGUGUUUUUUUUAUAUAUAUACAUAUAUAUAUAUAUAUGAAUAUUUUUCAUCAUUGGAUGUGGACAUUUUAAAAUGGACUCAACCUUUGACUGUUAAGUUUCCAUCAUCAAAGUGGAAUCAGACGAACAAAGACAUGAAACUGCGCCUCCUCACGCACCGACUGAUUCCAGUGGCUCCAACUGUAAACUGAAAUAUUAAACUUUAUUA
Molecule: messenger RNA, 3594 nt
Organism: Synchiropus splendidus (mandarinfish)
Lineage: Eukaryota; Metazoa; Chordata; Actinopteri; Syngnathiformes; Callionymidae
Exons: 12
Coding region: 246-2822 (858 amino acids)
Biological process (GO): regulation of transcription by RNA polymerase II
Cellular component (GO): nucleus
Molecular function (GO): transcription cis-regulatory region binding
Source: RefSeq, a predicted model, not a curated record